AUGGAGCAAAUGCUUGCAGCUCUAACUGAAGCAAUGACACAACAACAACCUUUACCUCCUCCACUUCUGCCGGUCCAAGUUGAACCCAAUAAAAAUGACCUAAUCAACCUUACUCAGAAAUUCAUGAAGAUGAAACCACCAACCUUCUUUGGUGGUAUUGAACCCUUAAAGGCAGAAAUAUGGCUACUGGAAAUGAAGAAACUAUUUGAGGUGUUUCCUUGCUCUGAGAUUCAAAAAGUCCUUUUGGCCACCUACACUUUAAAAGAUGAAGCCCGAAGAUGGUGGUUAUUAAUCUACAAUAGCAAUGGAAACAUGACAUGGGCUCAAUUCAAUGAGAUAUUCUACAACAAGUACUUUCUCCAUUGUUUUAGAGAUCGGAAAGUGUCAGAGUUUCAACAACUUAAGCAAGGCAGGAUGUCCGUGGCCAAGUAUGAAGCCAAAUUCACUAAGUUGGCUCGGUUUGCCCCACACAUGGUGGAUACUAAUUACAAAAAGGCGAGAAAAUUUGAAGGCGGCUUGGAUUUAGAAGUGUUUGAUCGAGUAGGCAUCUUGAAGGUGCCUACCUAUGUGGAAGUCUUGGACAAAGCAAUAAUGACGGAAGCCACCCUAGUAGCAAUGAAACAAGCCAAGGCACCAACCACAGAAUGGAGAAGUAAAAGACCUGAAUACAAUUUCAAGAAGGGUCGGUCAUUUUCAAAAAAACAGAACACGGGAUCUUCCAGCAGCUUUAGCCAGAGUAGUGGCUCUAUUCCAAACUAUCCUGAUUGUAGAAGAAAGCACAAGAGAGUGUGUCACCGUGCAUCUAAUGCCUAUUAUUGGUGUGGCAAAGUUGGCCAUAUGAUGAAAGAUUGUCCACUUGGGCUUGAGAAUGCCAAUCGCCUCGCAGCAAGUUCAGCUGGGUCUGCCUCGGUGGCCUGGUCAAAUGCUAGAACUAAUGUCAAGGGUAACACUAGGAAUGAAACGUUGAAGCAAGGGAGAGUAUUCGCACUAGUGCCCGGAGCUGUACAGAACACCGAGCCUGUGGUGUCAGUAUUUCGUCCACCUGGUUUACCUGAGUUUGUGUUUAGUGGGAAUGGGGUAAUUCCUCCCUCAUACUUGAUUUCUACCAUGAAAGCUGUUAAACUGCUUAGGAAGGGAUGUAAGGGUUACAUGUGUUGUGUUUUGAUUGAGAUUUCUGAUAAUUCUAAUGUAGAAACUAUUCUUGUUGCUUGUGAAUUUCCCGAUGUGUUUCCGAAUGACUUGCCUGGAGACUUAGUUAAUAGGGAAAUUGAGUUCACUAUUGAAGUAGCAUUGGGAACACAACCUAUUUCUAAGACCCCUUACAGAAUGUCAACCUCAAAACUGAAAGAAUUGAAAACCCAAAUUCAAGAACUGUUAGACAAAAAAUUCAUCCGCCCGAGCACUUCACCUUGGGGUGCUCCAGUUUUGUUUGUUAAGAAGAAAAAUGGGUCCUUAAGAUUAUGUAUAGAUUACCGGGAACUGAAUAAAGUAACUAUCAAGAAUAAAUAUCCAUUGCCCCAGAUAGAUGAUUUAUUCAACCAACUUCAGGAAGCCCAAGUAUUUUCUAAAAUUGAUCUUCGAUUGGGCUAUCAUCAGUUAAAAGUCAAGGUAGAAGAUGUUGAGAAAACUAUAUUCAGAACUAGAUACGGACACUAUGAAUUUUUGGUAAUGCCAUUCGGAGUAACUAAUGCACCUGCAGCAUUCAUGGACUUAAUUAAUAGAGUGUUCAAACAAUUCCUUGAUGAGUUUAUUGUUGUGCUCAUCGAUGAUAUAUUGAUUUAUUCUAAAAUUAUGGAGGAACAUGAAAAUCAUAUGAGAAUUGCUUUACAGACCUUAAGGGAGAAGAAAUUGUAUACAAAGUUGUCCAAAUGUGAAUUUUGGCUUGGCAGCGUGGCAUUUAUGGGUCAUGUGAUUAACAAAGAUGGCAUAACAAUGGAUCUAGAGAAAAUCGAGGCUAUUGUUGAUUGGCCAAGACCAACCAAUGUGUCCGAAGUCAGAAGUUUUCUGGGACUUGCUGGCUACUACAGAAGAUUUGUGAAAGAUUUUCUCGAAACUUGCUAUGCCAUUGACACAAUUAACAUAGAAAAAUGUACCAUUUGACUAGAACGAUCAACGGGAGUCAGUCUUUC
Messenger RNA from Camellia sinensis, 2129 nucleotides. NCBI's taxonomy places the organism in Eukaryota, Viridiplantae, Streptophyta, Magnoliopsida, Ericales, Theaceae. The record is from RefSeq and is a predicted model, not a curated record.